AUCACUGAACUCAUUCAAACUAAAUGUGUGCCGCGCGAAUACAAGCUGCAUGUGCUCCAACUGUUCUUUAAAAUGACCCGGGACAAAAUAGCGCUCUUCUGUUUGCAACUUUUAUGGACAGUUCAGCUUGUCACAGGCAUUCACAGGCAUGACAUCUAUCCAUAUGGGGUGUUUCACGGCGAUGUUGCUCUGCAAGAAGGGGACGAUGAGACUUCUAAAGUGAUCACGCUCACCAAACCCAUGUACUUCUAUGAGGCGUAUUUCCAUAACUUAUAUGUGGCCACCAAUGGAAUCAUCUCAACUCAGGAUCUUCCCAUGGAGAAGCAGUACGUAGAUGACGGCUUCCCCACCGACUUCCCUGUCAUCGCCCCCUUCCUGGCCGACAUUGACACCAGCAAAGGAAAAGGAUCCAUCUUCUACCGGCAGACGGAGUCUCCAACCGUGCUGAAGCGGGCGGAAGCGGAUGUCAAGAGAGGCUUUCCAGAUGCCACGUUCAGCCCGACCCAUGCCUUUAUCGCCACCUGGGAGAAUGUGUCCGCUUAUGAGGAGGUCACUCGCAGCUCUAGUCUGUCCAAUCGGGUAAACACAUUCCAAGUGGUGCUUGCGUACAAUGAGAAGGAUACUUAUGCACUGUUCCUGUACCCCGAGGAUGGCCUUCAGUUUUUUGGGACACGGCCCAAGGAAUCUUACAAUGUUGAAAUUGAGCUUCCAGCUCGUGUGGGCUUCACCAGAGGAGAGCUGUCCUUCCUCUUCUUUUCUCGGACAGAGGGGCCACACUACAGCGUCACCAGUGACGAGCAGUCUGUCAAACACCUUUACCAAAAAGGAAACAUAGGAGAGCGUGGAGUUUGGCUCUUCCACAUUGGAAACAGAUAUUCCUUCCAGAAUGUGGUUCCUGCACAGCAUGAGGCUUUUUACACCAGAGCUCCCCCGGUCCUAGAUGCUGCCUUCCCUGAUGAAGACUACACGGACACGGAUGAGGAAGAGUAUGAUCCCAUUGAUCCUGACUUUCAAGAUCCCACCACAACGGAGUAUCUUGAGCCAGACCAGGACUCCUCAAUACUGGAGCGUCUUAAACAGGAGGUGCCCCUUGGUCAGUCUCCCCCUCAGCCAUCAGAGUCUGGUCCAGGAGAGUUUCCACAGCCAGAGGACGUGACCCAGCCCCAGAGGCCGUUACCCAAGCAUGCAAUUCUACAGGUGUACCCGAACCGUGUGAAGGACGUCCCACCUUCUGGAGGUCAAGUAUUCAGUGUUGAGGAAAAAGUGGAAUUUGACUCUGGAGUCAUCCAUUACUCGACCGAUAAUAAAGAGACAUGUGAGCGUUUCCAGCAGCAGUGCAGUCACAACGCACACUGCUCAGACUAUUCCUCUGGCUUCUGCUGUCACUGCAACUCAGGCUUCUACGGCAACGGUCGUCACUGCCUGCCAAACGGUGCCCCUCAUCGUGUGAAUGGAAAGGUCAGAGGCACUGUACUGGUGGGUGGCACAACAGUGCAGCUGGACAGCAUUGAUCUUCACGCCUACAUCGUGGUGGGCGACGGACGGGCAUACACGGCCAUCAGUGAGGUCCCAGAGCCGGUGGGCUGGGCCCUCAUGCCCGUGGCCCCCAUUGGAGGCCUGUUUGGUUGGCUCUUUGCCCUGGAGCUGCCAAACAGCCUUAAUGGCUUCAGUAUCACCGGUGCUGAAUUCACUCGCCAUGCCGAUGUGACCUUUUAUCCUGGGAACCAGCGACUCAGCAUCGUCCAGACAGCCACGGGUUUGGAUACCCAGAACUACCUCAAUGUGGACACUCAUUUACAGGGCAGUGUUCCCUUCAUCCCUCCUGGUGCCACGGUGCAGAUGGAGCCAUUUAAGUACAUCUACCAUUAUUAUCCUUCGUUGAUUACCUCCACAUCCGUGCGUGAGUUUACAGUCGUAUCAGCUGAAAACGGUGCAGAGACCUACACUUUCCAGGUCAAACAGAACAUCACAUACAGGGACUGCUCUCACGGGCCCCGCAGCGGACUGGAGACGCUGGAACUGAGAAUGGAGCGCAUAUUUGUUAUGUACGUCAAAGAAGAGCGCAUCCUUCGUUACGCCAUCACCAACAAGAUCGGCCCUCUUGGAGCUGGAGAGCAAGAGCCAGAAGAUGUGAAUCCCUGUUACUCUGGAAAUCAUGACUGUGACACAACCGCUCAGUGCGUGCCAGGCGAGGGACAGCUGUUUUCGUGCCAAUGCGCCACAGGUUACAGAGGAGACGGUCGCAACUGUUAUGAUGUGGAUGAGUGUGCAGAAGGUCUGAGCUCCUGUGGUGCUCAUUCUUACUGUGUGAACCUGCCUGGAAGCCAUCGCUGUCAGUGUGAGAGCGGAUUUGAGUUCGGAUUUGUCGGUCGGACAUGUCAGGAUGUGGACGAGUGUCGUGAGCAGCCGUGCCACACCCAGGCCUUGUGCUCAAACAGUCCGGGAUCUUUCCGGUGCCAGUGCCAACCGGGAUACCAUGGAGAUGGUUUCCAGUGCCACCCUCAAAAUGGUCGCCCCAAGACCCAUUGCGAGCAGCACAGAGACAGUCUUCAGAGCGGAAAUGGUGGUGUUCGUCCAAUAGGAGCCUUCAUCCCUCAGUGUGAUGAGGAGGGUCAGUACACACCUCAGCAGUGUCACGGGUCCACAGGUCACUGCUGGUGUGUGGACAGUAGAGGACAGGAGAGAGCGGGAACCAGAACUCCACCCGGAACACCAUCUAUUAACUGUGAUGAGCCUGUGCAUCCAGUGCGUCCCAAGACCCAUUGCGAGCAGCACAGAGACAGUCUUCGGAGCAGAGAUGGUGAUGUUCCUCUGAUAGGAGCCUUCAUCCCUCAGUGUGAUGAGGAGGGUCAGUACACACCUCAGCAGUGUCACGGGUCCACAGGUCACUGCUGGUGUGUGGACAGUAGAGGACAGGAGAGAGCGGGAACCAGAACUCCACCCGGAACACCAUCUAUUAACUGUGAUGAGCCUGUGCAUCCAGUGCGUCCCAAGACCCAUUGUGAGCAGCACAGAGACAGUCUUCGGAGCAGAGAUGGUGAUGUUCCUCUGAUAGGAGCCUUCAUCCCUCAGUGUGAUGAGGAGGGUCAGUACACACCUCAGCAGUGCCACGGGUCCACAGGUCACUGCUGGUGUGUGGACAGUAGAGGACAGGAGAGAGCGGGAACCAGAACUCCACCCGGAACACCAUCUAUUAACUGUGAUGAGCCUGUGCGUCCCAAGACCCAUUGUGAGCAGCACAGAGACAGUCUUCGGAGCAGAGAUGGUGAUGUUCCUCUGAUAGGAGCCUUCAUCCCUCAGUGUGAUGAGGAGGGUCAGUACACACCUCAGCAGUGCCACGGGUCCACAGGUCACUGCUGGUGUGUGGACAGUAGAGGACAGGAGAGAGCGGGAACCAGAACUCCACCCGGAACACCAUCUAUUAACUGUGAUGAGCCUGUGCAUCCAGUGCGUCCCAAGACCCAUUGCGAGCAGCACAGAGACAGUCUUCGGAGCAGAGAUGGUGAUGUUCCUCUGCCAGGAGCCUUCAUCCCUCAGUGUGAUGAGGAGGGUCAGUACACACCUCAGCAGUGCCACGGGUCCACAGGUCACUGCUGGUGUGUGGACAGUAGAGGACAGGAGAGAGCGGGAACCAGAACUCCACCCGGAACACCAUCUAUUAACUGUGAUGAGCCUGUGCAUCCAGUGCGUCCCAAGACCCAUUGCGAGCAGCACAGAGACAGUCUUCGGAGCAGAGAUGGUGAUGUUCCUCUGAUAGGAGCCUUCAUCCCUCAGUGUGAUGAGGAGGGUCAGUACACACCUCAGCAGUGCCACGGGUCCACAGGUCACUGCUGGUGUGUGGACAGUAGAGGACAGGAGAGAGCGGGAACCAGAACCCCACCCGGAACACCAUCUAUUAACUGUGAUGAGCCUGUGCAUCCAGUGCGUCCCAAGACCCAUUGUGAGCAGCACAGAGACAGUCUUCGGAGCAGAGAUGGUGAUGUUCCUCUGAUAGGAGCCUUCAUCCCUCAGUGUGAUGAGGAGGGUCAGUACACACCUCAGCAGUGUCACGGGUCCACAGGUCACUGCUGGUGUGUGGACAGUAGAGGACAGGAGAGAGCGGGAACCAGAACUCCACCCGGAACACCAUCUAUUAACUGUGAUGAACCUGUGCGUCCCAAGACCCAUUGUGAGCAGCACAGAGACAGUCUUCGGAGCAGAGAUGGUGAUGUUCCUCUGAUAGGAGCCUUCAUCCCUCAGUGUGACGAGGAGGGUCAGUACACACCUCAGCAGUGCCACGGGUCCACAGGUCACUGCUGGUGUGUGGACAGUAGAGGACAGGAGAGAGCGGGAACCAGAACUCCACCCGGAACACCAUCUAUUAACUGUGAUGAGCCUGUGCAUCCAGUGCGUCCCAAGACCCAUUGUGAGCAGCACAGAGACAGUCUUCGGAGCAGAGAUGGUGAUGUUCCUCUGAUAGGAGCCUUCAUCCCUCAGUGUGAUGAGGAGGGUCAGUACACACCUCAGCAGUGUCACGGGUCCACAGGUCACUGCUGGUGUGUGGACAGUAGAGGACAGGAGAGAGCGGGAACCAGAACUCCACCCGGAACACCAUCUAUUAACUGUGAUGAGCCUGUGCCUCCAGUCCAGCGUCCAGAGACCGUCUGUGAGCGUUGGAGAGCCAGUCUGUUGCAGCAAUAUGGAGGCCAGCCGGAUUCCAACCGUUAUCUACCUCAGUGUGACUCUGCCGGGGAGUUCAACCCUGUUCAGUGCUACGGAGACAGCGGCUUCUGCUGGUGCGUGGACCAAAACGGACAGGAAGUACCAGGAACCCGCUCACACGAUGCUGUGAAACCUGCCUGUAUACCUACUGUGGCCCCUCCCACCAUGCGCCCUCUGCCACGCCCAGAUGUGACUCCGCCUCCAUCAGGCACGUCCCUGCUUUAUGCCCAGGGCCAGCAGAUUGGAGUUUUGCCUCUCAAUGGCACACAGAUGGACAAGCAGAGAUCUUCAGUGCUGCUUGCUUUACACGGCUCUAUAGUGGUCGGCAUUGAUUACGACUGCAGAGAAAGGAAAGUUUAUUGGACAGAUCUGGCUGGACGCACGAUCAAUAGAGCCAGUCUGGAACCAGGAUCAGAACCUGAGAUCAUCAUUAACACAGCUGUGACGAGUCCAGAAGGCCUUGCUAUAGAUGUUGGACGUAGGAGAUUGUUUUGGGUGGACAGCACAUCAGAUAAGAUCGAAACAGCGAACCUUGAUGGAAGUGACAGGCAUGUUCUGUUUGACACAGACUUGGUAAAUCCCAGAGCCAUCAUCGUGGACUCCCCUACAGGAACACUUUACUGGACUGACUGGAACCGAGAAGCUCCUAAAAUCGAGAGCUCCUCGGUGGACGGACAAAACCGAAGAGUCCUGGUGCAGGAUGGGAUCGGGCUGCCCAAUGCUUUGGCCUACGACUCCACCACACGCCAGGUCUGCUGGGCCGACGCAGGAACCAAGCGACUGGAAUGUAUAUCACCUAAUGGGACAGGAAGACGUGUGGUCCAAAGUAACCUGAACUACCCCUUCAGCAUGGUCGCCUUCGCCAAUCACUACUAUUACACGGACUGGAGGAGGGAUGGGGUCAUUGCUCUCAAUCGAGAUAACCAGUCAACAGAUGAGCACUUGCCUGAUCAGAGGUCUCAUUUGUAUGGCGUUACAGUUGCUCCUCCACACUGUUUAUAAGGGAGACGCUAAUGAAAGAGCCAGCGUUACAUGGUGCUAUUUUGGGGGCGAGUGUUUUGGAGAGCUUGUGCUGUGGGGACUCGGAAGACAACGCGCAAGUCUUGACGAACGUCACCGUCAAUGCCAAAGUGCAAAUUUACAAACAUGAAUGCGUGGAUAUUUUCUCAAAAUAGUUUUGUAAAUUUGUUUUAUACCUCAUUUUUUCUUUCUACUGUACUUUUGUAUGUGACUUUUUGUUAAAAAACCUAACAAAUUAAAAAAAAAAAUACCCUCAGAUUUUAGUGUAACUUUUUAAAUACUCUAAAACAGUAUUUUAGUGAAAAAAGGUUCAUGUUUUUAAGUGAAAUUGCUUGAAACACCCAAAGUGGUCUUUUACCAGCCGUAAUAUUUUUUUAAUCUUUUGUAAGAUGUGAUAUUUAUAACAAUAAAAUGUGAUUGACAACUUUAA
Molecule: messenger RNA, 6151 nt
Organism: Puntigrus tetrazona (Sumatra barb)
Lineage: Eukaryota; Metazoa; Chordata; Actinopteri; Cypriniformes; Cyprinidae
Gene: nid2a
Product: nidogen 2a (osteonidogen)
Exons: 28
Coding region: 73-5703 (1876 amino acids)
Biological process (GO): cell-matrix adhesion
Cellular component (GO): basement membrane
Molecular function (GO): calcium ion binding
Source: RefSeq, a predicted model, not a curated record